This is a messenger RNA of Bipolaris sorokiniana ND90Pr, 2175 nucleotides long. RefSeq lists its product as uncharacterized. The coding region runs from base 1 to 2175 and encodes 724 amino acids. The record is from RefSeq and is a predicted model, not a curated record. NCBI's taxonomy places the organism in Eukaryota, Fungi, Ascomycota, Dothideomycetes, Pleosporales, Pleosporaceae. The transcript is spliced from 4 exons.
AUGAGUACGACUACCAAUUCCCGAUGGAACCCGUUCCGACGUCAUGUUGUAAACCCCGUAGCAGAACAAACACCGCUAGCUGCUCCCCUAAUGGCAGCACCCAAUUCUAAGACUACAGAAGCGAAAGUAGUAACUCGAAUAUCGAGUUGGCCAGAGGAAGCACAAAAGCUCAAGCAACAUGACUGGGUCUCAUGGUUAUAUUUUGUUGCAGAUAUUAUACUGGUCCUGCUUCCAGUCUACUUUAUUCUCCUCGGCGUUGCAGUCAUUACCCUCAACGGAAAACCAGUUGCCGGCAAUGACUUCGCGUCCAAGGUCACGGAGGCCAUUCAGCUUGGUCCCACAUUAUUCCCAAUCAUGUUCGCAGCAAUUAGCGGCCGUAGUAUGAAAAUGAUUGCCAGAUACCUAGCGGAGAAAGGAACAAAACUCAGCACCCUUGAGCUAUUGAUGGCGAGCCAAUCUGUAUGGGGUACAGUCGAAAGUCAAAUGCUGAUGCGGCGACUGACUAUCGUUGGCGCAAACCUUUUGUUCCUUUGGACAAUGUCUCCCUUAGGUGGUCAGGCAUCGCUUCGUCUGAUGAGUAGAUCAAUUCGCACAGUCGAGACUUAUGCUCCUCUCCGCUAUUUGUCAACCGGUCCUGGUAGCGCAGCUUGGGCGAUGAGCAGCGGCACCUACGUGGAGACUGAUGGGAGCCUAACUCAAGUACAAGCGUUAUACGCUGCUUCUCUGAUGGGUUCUGAAAAAGUCAAAAAAGGGCCAGAAGAUACUUGGGGCAACGUAAAGGUGCCGUAUUACAGGGAAACUGAAAACAAGACCAACGGAUGGGUAACCGUCACCUCCGACUCACAGAGACCUGAAGACUACGUAUCUCUGGUCGGCAUACCUGUCGUUGGUCGCCCAAAGGACAGAGAUGGGAGGUUCAGCCUUGAGACAUCCCAACUCACUGUGGACUGUGAGCCAUGGACAUCACUUGCCGUGAAAGAGAAGCACGACUAUGCCGAGUUAGAAAAGCUCGUACCGGGGCAGAUAUGGAAGAACAUGUCCGAUGAAAACAGCCCCUGGGGUAAUACCAAAGUCGCUGGGGGGAAGAGCUCCACGUUCUUUCUCCAGACAGACCUCCCGCUUAGUCAAGGAGGUGAUGAUGGAGACGGCCGCUUCAACUCCUUCAGUGGUUAUGUCAACUCAUCCAUGGUCGGUCGAGAAUUCCCGAAACGCAAACUGACGUACGCAUCGAGCUUUAAAUAUGGGCCGCUGGACAAUACCACUCUAUAUGUCACCAAUUGCUCCUUGGGUCAAAGCCACACCGAGACGAUCGUGGAGUGUACCAAGGAUAACUGUGCCGCUGUCAAGGUUCGCCGUUCUUUGUCUGACUUGCGCGAUACAAGAGUCACACCAUUCGAUCACAUUUUGAUUGCAAGCUUGUCGCUUGUUGCAUUUCCAAAGGCCUUUGGUUGGUCUAGAGGGUCGAAUCCGACAGAACAGUUCAUCUACAACACUACCUCCUUCCAAAUAACAUCGCCCACGACAAUGUUUGGCGACAACCCUGGAUGGGUCAACCUGUCCGAACUGACACCAGAGGACUUCUCAAGAAGACUAGCACUUGUACUCAAUACUUACUACCAGCUUACUGUUGCACCCAAUGCAUAUUUCGGAAACCUGCCCCAAACCAACUUCUCAGCUUUCGGCCCUGACACAUCACCGGUAACCGACGUCGACGCCUACUUGCCUAGUAACGUUAGUAUCAAGAAUACUACGUUUGAAAACUGGUUCAGACCUUUCGACAUCAAGAGCCACGACUCGAACUUGUAUUUUAUUGGGGCCACGACAAAUGCGACCAUCAGUAAAACGCACGAGAUUUUUGUGUGCGAGUUUGCUUGGCUGAGCUUGCUGUUCGUUGCCGCCGGCUCGAUAUUCUUAGUAGGUGGUGCAUCACUAGUGCUCAAACGGAAAACACUGGGCCCGGAGAUGUUUGGAUUCGUCACCAGCAUGACAUACGAAAACCCCUACUUGAAUGUGCCUAGAGGAGGUACCACCCUGGACGCAAUGGAAAGAGCCAGGCUUUUGAGGGAUGUUGAGGUAUAUGUUGGCGAUGUCUGCGGCAACAAAGAUGUUGGGCACAUUGCACUCGCUGCUGGUACGCCCAUGCGUAAACUUGACCGGGGUCGCCUGUACUUUUGA